Lytechinus pictus (painted urchin) is the source of this 1435-nucleotide messenger RNA. Its product is annotated as heme-binding protein 2-like. The coding region runs from base 217 to 1020 and encodes 267 amino acids. The record is from RefSeq and is a predicted model, not a curated record. Gene Ontology annotation, molecular function: heme binding. NCBI's taxonomy places the organism in Eukaryota, Metazoa, Echinodermata, Echinoidea, Temnopleuroida, Toxopneustidae. The transcript is spliced from 5 exons.
GACUUCGAUGAUGUCAAGCCUUUUAAUAUACACAUUUAUUUUGAACUGUUUUGAUAACAUUCAUUUAGGCCGACGUACUUUAUCAAGAGAACACAUGCUUUUUGUAUUCCAUUGGUGAAGUGCCAAGUAAACACUGAUUGUUUCCUUUGUUUUCGCCGCUUAUGCAAGUUUUCAAAAUGCGUGCCCAUAAACGUGACAUAAACUUAUAAAAAGGCCAUGUUUCUCCUUUGUUGUGAAUCACUGAGCAAGAGGUCUUCUUGGAGCGUACCUGGAGUGGAUAACGGCUUUUCUCCCCAAAGUAAAUCUGGUGGUAUUAGUAUAACCAUGGCUCAUCUAAGCCAGAAUAUACUUCUACUUAUGCUGCUUGUUCCUGCGACUCUGGCAUGUGUCAGGAGUUUAGGAGGAGGUGCUACCUACGAUGGACCUGAUCAAUGUCAUGGUUUGCAGUGCCCAAGAUACAGAACCGUCACAGAGGUUCCCAAGAAAUACGAGAAGCGAGUUUAUGAGCCCGCCAAGUGGGUAUCUACUACAGUAAUGGGUCUUACUCAUGAUGAAGCUACAAGUACUGGAUUCAUGAGACUUUUCGACUACAUAGAUGGUGAAAAUGACGAAAAAAAGAAGGUUGAGAUGACCGCUCCCGUUGCGGUAAGGGUCAUCCCUGGACAAGGUCCAGCUUGUGAAACCAAUUUCACCAUCUAUUUCUUCGUUCCCUUCGAGUACCAAGAAGCAUCCAAUCCACCCCCUAACCCAAGCAAUCCUAAUAUUAGCAUCGUUGACUUCCCAGAGUUGACGGUUUAUGUUGGAAAAUUUGGAGGAAGGGCUGAGGACGAUGACUGGAUUGAGAACGAAACAAAACUGGGAAACAUCUUGAUCGAACUGGGAAUAACCUUUGAAGAGUCAGUGUACUAUACAGCCGGUUAUGAUAGCCCGUUCAGAUUAUGGUACAGACAUAAUGAGGUCUGGCUUCUCGCAAAAGACGCGGAAGACGCAGGAGAUACGAAUGUAAUAGAGUCUUUGUAAGAACUCAAUAAAAACAUUACAGUUAUCUAUCGAUGACGUAUUCGUGACGUAACGCAAUAUAGUCACUGAUACAACUCGCUGCAUUAAGUGGACAUCGUUUGGUCACAACUCGGAAGGAAAAUAGAAUUACGAACGUAUUUAGUUAUGGAAGUGUGGAUACAUUGUAUGACGUAAAUAAGUAUAGACCAAUGUCUACCCAAGCGAUAAUUGUUAGUGAGAUGAUUCCUUGGUAUAACAAUGAAGUGAUUUAAAUUGCACAAUAAAAAUGAUCACUAAUUAUUAUUUAAGUUACUGAAUGCGCAAUAAACUUAAUAAAAUCAAUAUUCAAUCGCAGUUGGAGUAAUCGUAGAUGAUAUACCACCCUGUAAUUGAUCGUGUACGUGACUUGAAAAAAAAAAGAAACAUUUAUCUACAU